AUGGCGGAUUCCAAGAGGAAGACAUUUAAAACCGCUGUUGCGGCAGAGAGAGUUAGAACACGUGACAUGACGUCACGUCACCCCACCCGCAAGAGGAAAUUCGAUAUAAAUGAGGGGGAACCAGUUAAAUCCCCUCCAGCGGGUGGAAAAUCGACUGCCGGUGGCCCAACAGCCACCGGAACCAAAUUGGCAGGCUCGAAUACCGUUUCUCCAAUACCAGGGCCCAGUAAUACGGUGACCCUGCAGCCUGCCAAUGCAGCACCAUACAGGUGUCAAAUAUGCGAGAGGCCCUAUGAGACAAAAAGUGGCCUCAACAAACAUCUCCUAACAUGUGGCAAGCGCGAUCGAACUAAAUGCCAAUAUUGCAAAGCAGGUUUUACUACAUACACAGGGGUGCGGCUUCACGAGCAGAGGGCACACCCCGAAGCAGAAAACGACAGCAGGAGGAGGGAACUACGAAGGCCUGAUUCCGAAAUCUAUGAUAUACUGGCAAACAUCGAGAUCCAGUCACAUAAAGGCCCCUUUAUGGCGAAAAUGGUUGCCGAAUCAGGUCUGACGAAGGACCAAAUACGGCAUCGAAGAGAUAAACCCAUCUAUAAGCAAUACCUCGAUGCCGCUAGGAAGAAACAGCAACCAAUCCCUUCUCCCAGUGUGCCCUGUGAGCCGCCCACCUGCCCAACGAACGAGAAGAUCGACCAUCAGGCAGCGACAUCGACGCCACCAACAGCUCGCGACGAUGUAAAAGAGGGUGAGUGCUCCUCCGCGGUUGCGUCCGCACUAUCGCCAAUCACUCCAGAUCCGAUGACAAGCAGGAAGAGGAUUCGGAAUGAAUCGAUGUCGCCUCUGUCGCAGCCUACAGUAAGGAGACCCCCGCACCGAUGCAGUCAACCUCACCGCCAACUCCCCGCACAGGUCGAACAAACCCAGGUGGUCAUUGAACCAGCGCUGCGCGAAUACCUCGCGUCUGAACGCGAAGCAGCGCUGGCCAAUGGGAACGGCCAUCUGGCGGACCUGUGCCAGGCAGGAUCAUCGCUUGCGGUUAAUGAUCUUGCCUCCUAUCUAGACAAUUGGAUAAUAGAACAUUUCCAAAAAGGGGGAAGGAAAUACAACCCAAAUGGUCACAGAGGUGGACCAAAAUCAAAUUACGGAGGUACUAGACCAGGAAGAGGUCCACGGGUAGAAUCAUACAAAAAGGCCCAGGAUCUCUACCUCCGUAACAGAUCAGCUCUAGUGGAUAAAAUCAUUUCAGGAACUCCACUAGACUCUACUGAAGAGGUACCACCUCUAAAAGCGGUUGAGGAGCUGUAUAGCGGGAUCUUCGAGCGGGCUGCGACGGAGACGAUGACGGUUCAUCCGAACCACGAAACACCGAUGCCACCACUUUCGCUCCAUUCGAAGAAAGCGAACUAG
Molecule: messenger RNA, 1410 nt
Organism: Acanthoscelides obtectus
Lineage: Eukaryota; Metazoa; Arthropoda; Insecta; Coleoptera; Chrysomelidae
Source: the annotation of a GenBank genome assembly